This is a messenger RNA of Colletotrichum higginsianum IMI 349063, 1962 nucleotides long. Its product is annotated as WD repeat domain-containing protein. NCBI's taxonomy places the organism in Eukaryota, Fungi, Ascomycota, Sordariomycetes, Glomerellales, Glomerellaceae. Gene Ontology annotation, molecular function: protein binding. Gene Ontology annotation, biological process: proteasome-mediated ubiquitin-dependent protein catabolic process. Gene Ontology annotation, cellular component: Cul4-RING E3 ubiquitin ligase complex. Bases 1 to 1962 code for a protein of 653 amino acids. The transcript is spliced from 4 exons. The record is from RefSeq and is a predicted model, not a curated record.
AUGGACGACUCUGAGGGAACCAGGACUUCAAGGUCGCCGUCUAUGGGUCCCGCCGGGACAUACCAGUUUGAAGCUGAGGACAUGGACGACGACGAUAUUUACGAUCCUGACUUUGAAGACGAGCCAGAUGAAGACGAUGGAGAGGACGAUGACGAGUUUCACGAUGCCGAUGAUGGUGGCGACCGCGGCGUCGAAGUCGAGGUGUUCAUGGGUGCUGGCGACGAAGACGAGGACGAAGGCGAAGACGAGGAAGGCGCGGCAUCAGAGACCACCAUCGCGAGGAUAAUGGCCCUGAUCUGUACGUUGCGCCGUAAUGGUCUCUGCUCAUACGGCCUUGCCGGUGCUGCAGGAAAUGGCACGGGUUUUCUCACGCGGGCUCAGUUGUUAGGCUUGAUUCAGAGCGGCGAAGUGACCUUACGCCACAACGUCAACGAUGAAGACGACGAAGAUGACGACGAAGACAUUGCUUGGGGAAGAAGACGAAGACGGCCUCGCCCCAGAGAGCCCAGUCGAUUCCCCAAAGUGCCAAGCGACGAGGGCACGAAACUGAUGCACUCAGGUGCCUUCGGCGUAAAUGAACAGCGCGUCACCAAAAAGAAACAGUUGGCGCGGAGGAUUCUCGAUCGCGAACUUGGCUUGGGCGAUGGAAGGGACCGAAAACAGAACCAAGACCUGAUGGCCCAGGGCAUGAUACCCUCAACCAACGCUGAGAUGAUCAUACAUUACGACGACCCUGUAUACUCGGGUCAGUUCUCCGAUGACGGCAACUUCUUCUACGCCUGCGGCCACGAUUUUAAGGUCCGUAUGUACGACACGUCAAAUCCGUACAACUGGAAAUAUUACAAAACGGUCAACUACCCUUGGGGACAGUGGACAUUGACAGAUGCGUCUCUCAGCCCCGACAACCGCUGGCUCGCUUACACGUCGAUCCAAAGCAACGUAUGUUUGGCGCCCACGGACCCGAAUGACACAGGAGACCCAUACACCUUGGAUCUCGCAGAGCGGAGUGCGGGAACGCAGCACGCCGGGUGGCGCUCGAGGCAUUCGUUCGGAAUCUGGUCUGUCCGGUUCUCCGGCGACGGUCGGGAGCUCGUGGCGGGCACCAACAUGCAGUCGAUCGUCGUUUACGACAUUGAGUCGCGCACUGUGUUGCAUAACGUCGUCGGUCACGAGGACGACGUGAACGCCGUGUGUUUCGCAGACAAGUCCUCACCGCACAUUCUCUACUCUGGCUCGGACGAUGCCACUAUCAAGGUCUGGGAUCGGCGUAGCAUGGGAGAUGGGCGGCCGGCGGGUGCUUUCGUGGGCCACGUCGAAGGUCUGACAUACAUCGACAGCAAAGGUGACGGCCGCUACAUCCUUAGCAACGGGAAAGACCAGACCAUGAAGCUCUGGGACCUCAGGAUGGUCAUGUCCUCGUCCAAGUUCGACGAAGUCAACCCCACAAGAUUGACCAGCAAUAGUGAUUUUGAUUAUCGAUGGGGAACGUACAGAGACGAGGACUGGUUCCCGCACCCCAACGAUAACUCCCUCGUCACGUUCCGUGGACACCGCGUGAUGCGCACGCUGAUCCGUUGUCACUUUUCGCCUCCUUCGAGCACGAACUCGCGAUAUGUGUACUCUGGCAGCCAGGACGGCAAGGUUUAUAUAUGGAACUUGGACGCCACGUUGGCUGGCACCAUUGAUGUGAGAAAGACGACCAAGAACUCGAGGCCCCUGGAGCGGAGGUAUCGUAUAUAUCAUGGCAAUGACUUCCCUGGGUGGAAUACCUGCGUGCGUGACGUCAGCUGGCACCCCAACGCACCGGUCCUCGUUGCAUCUGCUUGGAACGGCUUCAACAUGGCUCAUGGAACCUGUACACUUCAUUCAUACAACGAAGCCGACGAAGACGAGGCGGAACCUCCAAUGGGCCGCAGUGUGGACGAGAAACUCCGCCCAGUCGGAGAGGGCUUCCAGUUGUAG